AUGUCUCGAUCGGUGCAUGUAGCAUCUCUUGUAAUCUCUGGUAGAUCAUCCUCUCGACAUGCCAAGCACCACCGCGAAGCUGUUUAUGGUGCGAAGGCUAUUGCCCGGGAACAACAGCGAGCAGAGGAGCGGUAUCGGUUGGCGGUCACAGGACUGGGUGCUCAGAGUCUUCAAGCACUCUCAGAUAUCAGAGAAGAUGACAUUCCCAUGGGAGAUGUGAGCGCUCCCGAUAAUCCAUUCGCUAACACCGGGGAAGCAGAGGGAGCAGGAGCACCAAACACAGGACAUGACCCUUCAUCUGCGAGACCGCAGGACGGCAUGGAGUGGGAAGAUAUACCCGAGGUCCUUCAAGGUGAUGCGUCUUUCGUGCAUGCUGUGCGGGACAUCGUCGGCUCUGAGUGGAAGGCACGGUGGUAUAAAGAUGCGCGCACUUGGUGCCAGCGCAUGCAUAGGAUGGAUGAGAACUGGCAGCCCCUCAUCCCCGACCUUAUCGAUGCUUAUCUUACCUGGAAAUACGCUCCUGAGCAGCCUCCCAAUGUGCCUGCAACUACAGAUGACCCUUCCCCCUAUGACUUCAUGAUCAAUGUGAUGGAUUUCUACUCUCUCGCUUCAUCGGCCACCAUCUCUCGUGCAGAGGACUCUAGGUCCAUGGCGCAUGCACUCGUUCUCAAUGGCUACCUAGAGACAUCACCUGUUUUCCCAUCUAUGGCAAUCUCACUCAAGACAUUGGAGCUCCUCCGGAGCUUGAGGCUCGUCAAGGCUUCAUUCAGCAUUGAAGCCUUCGGAGAGCCACCACGCCGGUGGAGCUGCAUGUUCUGUAUGGAUGGGAACAAUUUGCUGAAGUGGAUCGCGCAGGUCGGGAACCACAUUCGAGGUGAUACCCGAGUCUUUGUCAAUAGCGACUACUAUCUGUCGCAGGAAUUUGUCGACAAGUACGUGGACGAAGUGCCACCACGCCAGACCUCGAGCACCCCAAGCAACGGUGAUGAUCUGGAAGAACACGGCCAGGAGGACGACAUCAAUUGCGGAGAUCCAGAGGGAGGGGACCCGACUGAUGGGGCAUUCAGCGACAUUAUCAUUCCUUGCAUGGAGAACUGGAAGGCGGCGGCGGCGGAUGAAAAAAAACGCAUGUGGGGUAUUUUUGAAGAGACUGGGAUCUUUGCGAGCGCAUGUCCCCACGGGUUCAUCCUGUGGCUAAUCGACAUGGUUCGUAGCGGUGAGCUGGCAAAAUAUCCGCUUACUACCAUUGCAAAGGCGCUGGAAGUACUCAGUGACAAGACACUGGCAGGUUACGACAUCAGCUGCAUCUUUGAGGAUACAAUACAGCGUAGCUCACUGGGACCUGAAUGGCAAUGGCGCCGGUGCCGUUGCUGCGUGAAUGCAUUCCACGGCUACUCCCACAACUAUCUUUGUCAACUCACGAAUCACCCGAACAUCAUCGAAGGUAUGGGUCUCGAAGACCUUGAGACGAUGGAAAGGAUAUUUAGCGCAUCAAACAACCUUGCCGCCAUCACACGCUAUGCGUCGGGAUUUCGCCAGCGCCUCUUCAUCGAUGCUUUCUUCCACCAGUGGGAUAUAGAGAAGUACGCCAAUCUCAGCACUAUGUUAUUCAACAACUAUGUCCAGGCUCUCAAGAUCAUCAAGGAGGAUGGAGCCGCACUCGAAGAAGCCAUAGCGGCUCUUCAGAUCAUGCAUGAAGAUCUCGCCAAGUGGUCGCAUGAGGAGCGUGAAUACUUCAAGAGCCUCGGUGAGGAACCCGAGUGGGAUAUCCACGCCAUGGCCUACGUCAAAAGUCUCCAGGAGUUGCGCACCAUCACAGCACACCUUGAGAACACGUCCACCCAGUUCCUCGCCACAACACCCAAUGACUAUAUAUUCAUGGAGCCGACAUCGGGGCGUGUGGCAUAUAAUGUGGACGUAUCCUGGACUCGCAAGCUUGAGACGAAUAAACAUUAUCUCUCCAAACACCAAGCCAAGGUCCAUCAUGAUGUCAUCGUGAUAGAAGUUAAGAUGGGCAUAGCACGUCGUUGGCAGCCAACUGAUGAUGAAUACAUCACCACCGUCAAGUACAUUUCCACUCGCAAGUACCAUCAUGCUCUCGACAACCUGCAGCAUCUCAUUGUGCACCCAUAUCGGGUCCGUACUCACAUCGCCAAAUCGCUCCAGGUCCGUUGCAAGGCGAUUCGCAAUGCUGUCAAGGUGUACAAUGCUGCUGCCAAUGCCCUUGUCCCUCCACGUCCCACCCCCGACUGGACGAAGGUCUCCCAUUACAGCUUCAUCGACGAGUUCCAUAUUCUCAAGGAUACCCGCAAUGAUGUCCGUCAGAAGGAGUGGACAAGGCCUGCUGUUCAGGAAGCAAUGAAGCAGGCACGUCGAAUUGCCCAAGCACAUGUCGAGCUCGAGCGGUGCAAUGUUGAGGUGCGCUGUCUUCAUACAUCCAUCCGCAAUGAGGAAUUGCAAUUUACUGCAGUCAUCAACCAGCUGAAGGAGCAGCAAGCUUCGAUCUGUGGAGCGCGGCUAUACACAUUGAAUGGGUUCACUGGUGCCCCAUCCCCUGGGCAGCGGAAGGGGUCUGCGAUUAUGGCCCCUCCUCUGGCUUCUUCGUCAUUGGCCCCAGAUUUGGACGAUGAUGUGGACCCUGAAGUGGAGGAGGAGGAGGAGGAUGAGCUCCAGGGGGAUAUCGGCGGCAUAGUUGAUUAUAUGUGCAACCUCACAGUUUAG
Messenger RNA from Sparassis crispa, 2721 nucleotides. RefSeq lists its product as hypothetical. The transcript has 8 exons. The coding region runs from base 1 to 2721 and encodes 906 amino acids. NCBI's taxonomy places the organism in Eukaryota, Fungi, Basidiomycota, Agaricomycetes, Polyporales, Sparassidaceae. The record is from RefSeq and is a predicted model, not a curated record.